Molecule: messenger RNA, 579 nt
Organism: Leishmania braziliensis MHOM/BR/75/M2904
Lineage: Eukaryota; Euglenozoa; Kinetoplastea; Trypanosomatida; Trypanosomatidae
Product: putative amastin-like surface protein
Exons: 1
Coding region: 1-579 (192 amino acids)
Source: RefSeq, a predicted model, not a curated record
AUGGAGUGGAGUGUCGGCAUCGCUGUCUACGCGGUGGUGCAGUUCAUCGCGUUCUUGUUGGUGCUGGUGGGUACGCCCAUCGACAUGUAUCGGUUUAGACCGCGGUAUAUAACUCAAAACACCACUGUUACAACUCUUUGGGGCGUGAAGAUGGGUGGUUUCAACCUUACUAACGUCAUAACAUCCGACUAUUUGUGGAGGAGGUGCACGAACCGGCGGGACCGAUUCCGCGUAGCUCAGGUGUUCGCUGUGAUCUCCAUCUUCGUGUACGGCGCGGCGGCGGCAUUGGGCUUCAUGAUGCUGUACUGUUGCUCCGUCUUCCGCUUGUUCUGCCUGGCGCUCAACAUUGUUGGUGCUCUCACGUUGUGCAUCGUCUGGGCGGCCGUAGUGGUGACGUACUACGUAGAGGACAACGAGUUUUGCUGGAAGGAAAGUGUUUUCUCCACUUAUGGCGCCGGUUUCGUUCUCCUCGUGCUGGCCUGGAUCCUGGAUAUCGUUAAUAUCGCAUUCCUGCUGCUUCCGUACACGUAUGCAGACCUACGUGGCAGCGUAACCAGAUACAAAAGUGCUGAAGAAUAG